UGAUACGUACGCGCUCAACAGAAGCUAGCUCUCUCUUUCUUUCUUCUCCGAGGACUUUUUUUACCGACCAGCUUUCUCUUCUUCAUUACGGCAUUACUCACCUAUAAAUUCGUCACUGGGUUUUUAUUUUCUCAGAACAUUUUGCUCCGAAAUCCCUAAAAGAUACUCUUUUGAUUCUCCAUAUUCUUUUUGCGAUUUCCUUAUUCGAUUUCUUUUCAGAUUUAGCUGAAUCGGUUUAGAAUCAGGGUUUCCUAGUGUUUGUCUUUUCUCGAUAUCUGCGAAGAUAAUAGUCAAAAGUCAUUGAUUUUCUUUUUAAAGCUUUGAUUUUUCGUUGACCAUCCCAGAUUUUCGGACACAAGCAGGGUUUUAGGAUCGUGGGUUAUUUAGGGAUGGAAGAGGAUUACCAAACGCCGCGGUUUACGAUCGGUCGACAAUCGUCGAUGGCGCCGGAGAAGAUUCCGGAGCCGUCGAUUCACUCGGAAGAGGAGGUGUUGGAAGAUGGAGAGGAGAUCGACGGUGGUGUGAGGCUUAUGUAUUUGUCAAAUGAAGGGGACAUUGAAGGGAUUAAGGAGCUUCUUGAUUCCGGGAUCGAUGCUAACUACAGAGACAUUGAUGAUCGGACUGCUCUCCACGUGGCGUCCUGUCAGGGGUUGAAAGAUGUCGUCGAGCUUCUCCUUGAUCGGAAAGCCGAAGUUGAUCCUAAAGAUCGAUGGGGAAGCACGCCUCUUGCAGAUGCUAUAUUUUACAAGAACAUUGAUGUCAUCAAGAUUCUUGAAACACAUGGAGCUAAACAUCCGAUGGCUCCAAUGCACGUGAAGACUGCUCGUGAAGUCCCUGAAUACGAAAUCAAUCCUAGUGAGCUUGAUUUCACUCAGAGCAAAGAGAUAUCCAAAGGAACUUACUGUAUGGCGAUGUGGCGUGGCAUUCAAGUUGCGGUGAAAAAGCUCGAUGAUGAAGUUCUGAGCGAUGAUGAUCAAGUGAGGAAAUUUCACGAUGAGCUUGCAUUGCUCCAGAGGCUUAGGCAUCCAAACAUUGUGCAGUUUCUUGGUGCUGUAACUCAAACUAACCCAAUGAUGAUUGUAACUGAAUACUUGCCAAGGGGGGAUUUGCGUGAACUGCUCAAUAGGAAAGGACAGUUAAAACCAGCUACUGCUGUUAGAUACGCACUUGAUAUUGCAAGGGGAAUGAGCUAUCUUCAUGAGAUCAAAGGAGAUCCUAUAAUCCACCGUGAUCUUGAACCUUCAAACAUAUUGCGGGAUGAUUCAGGGCAUCUGAAAGUUGCAGACUUUGGUGUAAGCAAGCUUGUUACUGUUAAAGAAGACAAGCCUUUCACAUGUCAAGACACUUCUUGUCGAUAUAUUGCUCCUGAGGUUUUCACCAGCGAAGAGUACGAUACAAAAGCUGAUGUUUUCUCGUUUGCUUUGAUCGUUCAAGAGAUGAUCGAAGGACGAAAACCCUUUGCUGAAAAGGAAGACAGUGAAGCUUCAGAAGCUUAUGCUUGCAAAGAGCGGCCAUCUUUUAAAGCUCCAUCUAAGCAUUACCCUCAUGGACUUAAAACGUGAGUUCUCUAUAGUCUAUACCAUUAAACUGAGAAAGACAGGUUUUGCAUCAUUGAUUGGUUUGGUUCAUGUCAUUAACCGGGUUGGGUUCGAUCCGGUUUUGUGUAUCCCACAGGUUGAUAGAAGAAUGCUGGCUCGAUAAACCCGCUAAGCGACCGACUUUCAGAGAGAUCAUUAAACGGCUUGAGUCCAUUCUUCACCAUAUGGGCCACAAGCGACAAUGGAGGGUCUCUCUCUCUCUCUCUUGCACACACUGAUCAUUGAGUUUGUUUGUUUUUUGGCUUCUGGAUUAUGUUAACUCUGUGACUCUGUCUCUCUAAUCUAUUUCUUCUUCCACAUGUUUCUAUCAGAUGAGGCCAUUGACAUGCUUUCAGAAUUUCGAGCACAAGAAGAAACAUAAUUGGGAUUUGAGCAGCCAUGACGGCUCAUCAUCGGGUUCGCAUUUGUGAUUCUUUAACCGGUUAAAGAAAUAAUUCUUUUGUACACCUUCCGGUUUAGUUUGGUUUUCCCCCUAAAAAGGAGAAUUUUUUACUUUGUAAUUUGUAAUUUUGUUCACACCGAAGAAAUUCUUUGUGUGGACAAAAGCUGCAUUUUAUUGUAGUAUCAAAAUUUGUUGUAACAUCUAUGAUUUUAACUUCAACAUAUAUUUGCUGUUGUAACAUAUUUUUGGUGUAAAAUCUAUGAUUCUACCUCAAAGUAUGGUCCCAUAUUUCGAAAUGUAAGAAAGUUAUGAACAAAAUAUAAGUAAUCAAAUGAAAUCAUGAUCAAAGAAAAACAAAUGUUAUUGCUUAU
Molecule: messenger RNA, 2351 nt
Organism: Thlaspi arvense
Lineage: Eukaryota; Viridiplantae; Streptophyta; Magnoliopsida; Brassicales; Brassicaceae
Source: the annotation of a GenBank genome assembly